UCCGUGGCGGCAGCCGCCGUGCUGCAGUGAUAUAAUCGCUGUGUUUUCACCGCUUUAUUCGUGCUCGUUCGUGUCCUCUUUAUGUCUGAAAACGAGCCGAGUCGAGCCCAGACAAGCGUCGGGUCACGAAACGCUCCUUUUGUGUAAAAACGGUUUGAUUUCGGGUCAGAUAUCUGCGCCGGCGUUAUUAUGCGCAACCGGAGCGCCGCUUGUGUCGUUUUCUAAAGGACUCUGAUGAGGCCUAGACGUUAACGCGCACGCACGCACGCACGCACACACACACACACCCUCCUCCCUCUCCCCCACCCCCUCCCACAGUCUCACCGUGAUGGCCGAUGAUCAACAACAGCACCCUGGGCAGCUGCAGCAGGCUGCUCUCUCCGGACCGCCGUCUCUCCCCAGCGCCCUGUCAGGGCUGCAGGGACCCGAAGCUACCGCGCUGCACUACGACAAGAUCAAGAACUCGAUCUGCAAAUCUGUGCAAUCAAAAGUGGACAGCAUUUUGCAAGAUGUUGAGAAGUUUACAGACAUUGAAAAACUCUACCUCUACCUUAAGUUGCCUUCUGGUCCCAGCAGCGGUAAUGACAAAAGGACUGAAAAUCAGAGGGGGUCUACAAGUCCUGCAACAUGUGACCAGAAUUCCAUGUCAUCCAGUCGGACGCAACAGAUGUACGCUUUCAACUGGAUUCGGAAUCACUUAGAGGAGCAUCCUGAGACCUCACUGCCUAAACAAGAGGUGUAUGAUGAGUACAAGAGCUAUUGUGACAAUCUUGGCUACCAUCCUCUAAGUGCUGCUGAUUUUGGAAAGAUCAUGAAAAACGUCUUUCCCAACAUGAAAGCACGUCGCCUUGGAAUGCGAGGAAAAUCUAAAUACUGUUAUAGUGGACUGAGGAAAAAAGCUUUUGUGCAUAUGCCAUCUUUGCCCAACUUGGACUUGCAUAAAUCAGGAGAUGGGUGUGAGCUACUGGAGCCAACCGGACAGUCUCCCAGCGCUGAGGACGAGAUGCGUUCCGCAGCCUGCGGCUUGGUGUGUGAAUGGGCGCAAAAAGUUCUGAGCCGUCAGUUUGACAGCGUGGAGGAUUUAGCACGCUUCUUACUCAACAGCCACUACAUCGGCACUAAAUCCAUGGCUGCACUAACUGUUAUGACGGGAACUCCCACAGGGGUUAAAACGCCUACCCCGGCCUCUGCGUUUGUGCCAACUGGAGACACCAACUCCUUCCAUCCCCAAAUGAAGACUCUCCCUUCACCCUCUGUUGACACCAAGCAGCAGCUACAGAGAAAGAUUCAGAAGAAACAGCAAGAACAGAAACUUACUUCUCCAUUGCCAGGUGAUGCCCAAGCCAGAAGAGCAGAAGCAGGCACACCGGGCCCAGGGUCUAGCAUCACUUCUGGAAGUCCAGCUUUGUUGUCCUCACAGCCUGCAAUAGGUAUUGUGGUGGCUGCAGUACCAAGCCCCAUCACGGUUCAGAGGAAUAGACAGCUGAUGACUUCUCCAAGUCCAGUCGCAACAACAGAGGGAAAGGUUUUACCAGUUAAUUUCCAAGUGGUAACCCAGUCUGUUAAGCAGUCCCCUAAAACCCCGCAGAAUAUUCCGGCAAGUCCUGUCGGUGACAGGUUAGCGAGGCACAGAUACGCCCAGAUUCUUCCCAAACCCUCUGCCACAAGCGGCAUAACUCUUCGUUCCCCCCCAACACUUCUAAUUACGAACAGCCCCAUAAAAACAGUGAUGCCCACUCCACAUGUCAGCUCGGUUAAUGUCGUCAAGAUGACCGCUAUAUCUCUGACACCUAACAAUAGUGGUGGUAGCAACACUCCAACACCAUUACGACCUGCUUCAGCUGGUAUCAGUAGCACCGUUUCCCAGGAAGAGUCUAACCAAAUUCAACCAGCUCAGAACGGCAGCUCAGCUACUUUGUAUUCAUCUGGAGCUGGAAGACUUGGCCGUCCUGUCACGACCCCGAUUCCAUCCAUUUCCUCCCUUAGUGAAGUCAAGCUAACAUCUGAAGCUGUGAAUGAUAGUAACUCGUCUGUUGGUGGAGAAAAGCAGAGCACCGCACAAGGGAACAAUAUUGGGCAAAAGAAUGAGAGGGCCACUAAAUAUAGGGCUUCCAGUGAACCUUCUCUCCUUGUCAAGGCAUCCCCAGUGCCUGAAAGAGUUACUAGAGCCAAAAGUGACUCUGCAACACCUCCAAGUACAAUCAUAGGGGCAGCUGUCCCAAUUAGCAAUAACAGCAGUGAUCAUCAGGAGAGUACUUUGUAUCUGACUGUUAUGAAUCAGAAUGCUGACAUUGGAACCAAUGACACAGCUUCCCCACCUGGUCAGUCACUAAAGGAUGUUGGUCUUGGAUUGAAAAGUCCUCGAAAGCGAUCUGCUUCUGUUUUGGAGUCACAUGUGAUCCCAGUUAAAAGGGUGUUUAUAUCCCAGCAGUCUUUGGAUGCCAGCAACAAUCCUAAAACUAGUCUUGUAAUAGCCACAAAGAAGAUACAGAGGCCAGGAACUCCUGCAAGACCAGAGAGUGCUCCAUGUAAAGUCACGCUGAAGCAUAACUCUCUUCCAACACAAAUCCUGGCACUUUCUGACACUCCCAUUGGAAACGCUUCUCAGACUAUUAUAUGCUCUCAGAGCUCUUCACAGGUUGACAUUGGGGACAGCUCUGCUGGACUAAGCCCUACUGAUAUAGACUCUUGUAAUAGCACAUCAUCUGAUCAAACUUUAUUGCAACAAAUUGUGAGCCAGCAACAAGUUACCAUUGCCAUUUCUCAGGAGGCAUCUGCUGUGAGUGAGCUGAAGAGCUCAUUACAAGACUACUCUCAACAGAUACAGGCAGAACAAAAGCAGGUAACUGCUAGCCACUUGCCAUUGAUAGCCCAACCUCCUGAAGCAUCUGCCCAGUUGACACUCCAGCAAGACAUUGUUGACUUUGAUGGAGCUCAAGCCAGCAUAGACUAUUUCCCCUUCAACGAUGAUGACAUGACACAAGAUAGCAUAGUAGAAGAGUUAGUGCAGAUGGAGGAGCAAAUGAAACUGAAUAGCAGUCUACAGCCAUACCUUAGUACUCUUGAUUUACCCUUACAAGGGCAGUCAGCUCAAAGCACCAUCCUUUCCUCUCACCAGGCUGGCACUCAGUUCUACCACUCCGCACAUAGUAGCACCACUCCAGUACACACUCCUACGCCCACACCAACCCCAACACCGACCCCAACUCCAACCCCUACCUCUGAAAUAUUGCCAGGGGGCCACAGCUUAGCCAGGGAAAGUCCUUGUUGUAGGGUGGCACCUAUUACCCCAGUUGAUGGGAUUUUAGUUGGCCGGCAUACACCUAUUAGCACGCCGUUGUCCAACUGCAGUAGUAGUGUCCCACCAAGUCCUGUUGAAUGUCGUAAUCCCUUUGCAUUUACCCCCAUUAACUCCAAUAUACCAGGUUAUCAUGAUGGUAGUGUAGUGUCCAGUAGCCCGGUCAAACCCAUGCAGAGACCGAUGGCCACUCACCCAGACAAGGCCAAACUUGACUGGAUCAACAAUAGAUAUAACAGCACAUCGGGCUCCCCAUCAGUUUCCAACAGUAAUGCCAUUGGAAUUCUUCCAAGCUAUCAGGACCUGGUGGAGGACCACUUUCGUAAACCACACGCAUUUGCUAAACCAGGGCAGUCUUUUCAACCACAAUCCAGACACCAAGAUGGGCAUUUGGGUCGGUUAACAGCCGUGUCACCUGUACAAGGACAACAGGCAGUGGAGGACAAGCAAGAAAGUUUUGCUGUGCCAGCACCGUUGGACAACAAACUUACAGGUUGUACAUCGGCGGCUGGAGGUGGAACCUUUAGGUGCCGCAGCGUGAGCCCCGCUGUUCGUCAGCGGAACCUAAGUGGCACGUCUGUGCAAACCAACUCUACUCCAAGGUCUGUUGUUUCACCGUUCAAUUCUCCCAUAACUCAAGAGGUUCUUAACAUUCUUUCUAACAGUCAUUCGGUGGUCACGGCAAACAGCAUGGCCCAAAGGAGCCAGUCAGUCCCACUAAGCAUAAUGAUGCAGUCUGAGAUGUUGCCAAUUAGCCAACAGGGACAGCAGAGUAAUAGUGCCAAGAUAACCAGUGUGCUUUUGAGUAAAAUGGAUGGAGAUGGGGACGAUACAGUGCGUGGGCUGGGUGUCAAUAAUAUGCCCUCCAAGUACACAGCCCGAAUGAACCUGACACAGAUCUUGGAGACUACACAGGCCUUCGCAGAAGGCACUAACCUUCAUGGUCAGCAGCUGUCUGUUUGCUCAAGUCCUUCACAGUUUGACUUCCAGAAGCCUGGUUUCCUCAUAAGCACUGGAGAUGAAUCUGUUACUUUCUCUAGUGAUGACCAAGCACAAUCGGUCUCUGGGCUACAAGAGCAGCAGCUUCAACUACAGGACCAACAGUUGGAACUACAGGAUCAACAGUUGUUGCAAGAUCAACAGUUGCAACUUCAGGAACAACCAUUGCAACUCCAGGACCAACAAUUGGAAUUACAAGACCAACAUUUACAAUUACAACACCAACAAUUGCAGCUCCAAGACCAACAGCAGCUACAACAUGAUCCAGACCUCAGCCAGCAGCAGCUGCUGUCUCAGACGUCACAACAAAAUGAACAGCAGCAGCAGGAGCACUUGGACUUUAACAGCACUGUCAAGGACCUCUUGGGGGAGGAUGGCCUCAAUCCCAGCUCACAACUUGUUGGGCAGGUGGCAUCAGAACUAAGUGCAGUAGCAUCUGACUUUUCUAGUGAAAUCCGUUUAACCUCUGACCUUUCUGGUAGCAUCAAUGACCUGAACACUUUGGAUCCUAACCUUUUGUUUGAUCCGAGUCAGCAACAGGACCAAUAUGAAGACGCCACACUGGAGGAGCUGAAGAACGACCCGUUGUUUCAGCAGAUAUGCAGUGACACUGUGAAUUCUGCUGGAUUUGACUGGUUGGAGAACAAAGACCAACCAACAGUGGAAAUGUUAGGUUAGUGUUGUUUUCUUUUGUGUUUAUGUUGUGUUUGUAGCUGUUUGUCACUAUUUAUGGUUUCUGUUGAUUGUUCCAUUUUGUUUUCGUGACUGUUCUUUGUUUUUUAAUGUGAUUUGUUCACUGCAUCAACACACUGGAUCGAUCAGUCCAGUGGGAAGUGCCAGUCUUACCCGAAUUGUUCGUUUAUAGGAUUGUACUUUUUUUUUUUUAUUAUUUAUUUUUUUUUAUAAAACCAGUUCAUUCCAGUCUUCUCACCAAGACAUUUCCGUCUAUAGUUUACCGUUUCUUUCUUGUGGCUACGAAUCAGCUGACCCCAAUGUGCAUAGGUGUUUUUUGUUGUUGUUGUUUUUUUUUUUUACACUAUGGUAAUACAAGGUUAUAUUACCAAUUUACAGACAUUUUAAAACCGUUUGUUUUUACUUUAACAUCUGUUAAUGCAUUGACGUUUUAAAUAUCCCGUUCCCAUGAAUCGUAAGUGAUCCGAAACUCGAUGCAAUAUUUUGCAUGAUGAAUCACUGAGUUUUUAAAUGUCCUGCAUAUGCAUUGUGUUUGGCUUCGCGAGGAUGUCGGUAAAGGAGUUUACUCGAUUUUAUAUCAUGACUGAAGUCGCCAUCACUCCUGCAUAUCUUAACUGUCAGUCAAAUUAAAAGAUUUAGGUGCUAACAGGUGCUCAAUAAAAGUGACUCGCGUCGGCCAAAUUAUUUUCGGUAACUACGUUCUAUCUAAUAAAUAGAAAAUUAGGAAACUUAAUAAUAGGCCAUAUUAAUCGUACUGUUAAACGGAAGGGUAAUGAAGAGGAUUACGUUUUGCUGUUUCUACAGUGUUUUAAAAAAGAAGCGAAUAUUAAACGAGGGAGAUUUAAUCUGCCUUAUUUUCAAAAUCCUAAGGCUUAGGCUUUAAAGGUGCAGAAAGAUUUUUAAAGAGCCUUGAUGCUUUUCCGAAUCGAUCUAUAUAUGUAAGCUUGGCUUUUUUUUUUUUUUUUUUUUUUUGUUAUCGUGAAUUAUUGACGUAGUUUCAAACGCAUCCCUUAAAGUUAGUAUAUUUUAACAUUCCGCGUGGAUCCGCUUCACGUUCUGUUCCUGUUAACGGCUGACAAAAAGAUGACGGUAUCGUAAAGGAACGGCACGGUGACGGCCAAAUUCUAUCGGAGGCCGAGUCUCGUCCAACCUGCUAGGAAUUCCGAUCUAAAAUCCAUACCAAAGAACCGCUUUUGAAAAAAAUAAGCGCUUGAGAUUUGUUCUAUUCAUCUCCAAAUUAACAUAAUUCUUGAAGGUCGGUUUUGGUGAAUAAAACAGGGUUUUACGGUACUUGAUCUUCGGGUUGGAUUAUAUUUGUGUACAGUAUGUAUAUGGCAAAUGUAUCUGAUGUACAGGUAAUUAUGGAUGGUAAGCAUGUUGUCCAAAGUCAUUUUAAUGGAUUCAUGAAAGCUUAAUUUGGCUAUCUGUAGUCACUAUUAUUAUUAUUAAUGCCCCAUGUGUAAAAAUGACAUCAUUUUAUCAAUCCGCCGUCUUAAAGUGACGAUUUUUAGGUCCGAGUACCCUCGAAAAAAAAACAAAAGAAGAAAUGUUACAUUGCUCAUAUUGAAUCUAUAUCCAGCACAAUAUGCUGCGUGUUGUUUUUUGGCUUUUCGUGUAGUGCAAGUAAUGCUGUCUGUUCUGGUCUCUAGCUUGAUGUGCCAUGUUCCUUAGAGAGUCUGUCGGUCUCUGCUUUACAGACGUGAUGUAUACAGGAGAGAGGAGAAGACGCAUGGUUUAUAUAUAUAUAUAUAUAUAUAUAUAUAUAUAUAUAUAUAUAUA
Molecule: messenger RNA, 6769 nt
Organism: Tachysurus vachellii
Lineage: Eukaryota; Metazoa; Chordata; Actinopteri; Siluriformes; Bagridae
Product: DNA-binding protein RFX7
Exons: 10
Coding region: 329-4975 (1548 amino acids)
Biological process (GO): regulation of transcription by RNA polymerase II
Molecular function (GO): RNA polymerase II cis-regulatory region sequence-specific DNA binding; DNA-binding transcription factor activity, RNA polymerase II-specific
Source: RefSeq, a predicted model, not a curated record